AUGAACUGCUUUCCGUCUCCUCCUUCAUCGCCAUCACCAUUCGAACAUCUCGACGAUCCAGACUAUGUUGCCAUGGACAAUGAGCCUAGUAUCGUAUGCGGGUCAUGCAAUAAGGCAUUGAGCGCAGACUGGUUCUGCUCCAACUGUCACAAAAGAUGCUCUACUUGCAGUCGGAUCUUGGCACUGAACACGGACGACUACUGUACACGUUGCUGGGUCUACGUUCCUUCACAGAAUACAUACGUUCCACGUCAAAAGUACCUUCCUUCACCGACGUCGAGUACAACAAGCAGCAAUCACCAUUAG
Molecule: messenger RNA, 306 nt
Organism: Zychaea mexicana
Lineage: Eukaryota; Fungi; Mucoromycota; Mucoromycetes; Mucorales; Lichtheimiaceae
Exons: 1
Coding region: 1-306 (101 amino acids)
Source: RefSeq, a predicted model, not a curated record